AUGAAGAAAGGCAAUGAGGAAAAUGAACCACCGUCGACUCCGAAAAAGUUGGAUGAUUUCGAAUUGUCAAGUUCGAGAUUUCAAGCAUCGCCCUCACCAACAAUAAAAUCAAAACCUCAAACACCACAAUUGCCAGCAGUACCACAGGCUCUUUUCAUCACUUUAUCGAAAUCAUCGGAAGCAUCGGUGGGAACUGCCUCCACUUCAUUAGGCAGGUCAAUACACAACUUAAAAACCGACCGAUUGCCUUCUCGGCAGUUGAGUGUGACAGUUUCUGCCAGAACCAUCCUUUUCGUGAUAGGGGUUGUUGCUUUUUCAUUCUAUGGAUUUUUCUAUUCUUCGGCCAUCCUUCAGCCGUUUGGACAACAACAACAACAAGAGCAACAAGAGCAAUCAUCGAACGGCAAAGUCAGAUUCAGAAUGCAACGGUCACUAGAGCAAGAGAAACAAAGGCGACAAAUAUUGCACCAAAUAGAGGAAAGUGCACACAACAUGGUACCAUGUCUCUUUGAUACAAAUGCUGUCUGUCGAUUUGAUUACAUUGGUAAAUUCUUGGAAGAUAAUCCUCCAAUACCCAACACGGUCCAUCGCCUCCUUCGAUCGGUACCGUCCUAUCGGCGAAUCCCUCAUGACAAGGCCAACGACCGAGACUACCAGGCCCAGCAUCUCACCAAUGAUCCAAAGGAUCCACAAGUACUAGACGCAACAAACGCCACACUCAAUGAAUACAAUCCUACGAUAUUGCCGCUGUACAAAACAGUGAUUAGCAAUGGAACAGAGACGCUGGUAUCCAAUCUAGAUGAGAAACUUUUGGACGAGCUAACAGGGAGAUAUCACCCCAGUUUUUCGGAUGCUCAAGCAGAUGAAGUGAAAUAUUUGGCGAUCACUCGGUCUACCAAUCAUUAUCCUCGUUGUAUUGGUUUUCAGAAACACGUAGACAAAGGAUAUUUUUGGGUCAACUAUCCGGGUUUGGUGCUGCUGGACGAAAACCUACUGCCAAUUGACGGUGCCGAUGUCCUCAUUGAUCUGGAAAAGUUUUAUUUCACAGAUCGGAAUACUCGCGUAUUUCAAGACUUUACCUUGUAUGCCGCAAGGACCACGAAAAGUAAUUUGAACAAGGAUCAGCUCUUUCUCAUUACCAAUGGAAUGUUUGUGGUGCCCAUUGACAUUCGAAGGGUUCCCCUGGAAACGAGGGCGGGCGAUCAUCCGGAAUGGACCACCAAAAUCACAACACCCAACGUCGGGCCAGAAUAUGUAUAUGGCGCUGGGCUCCAAAUUAAAUUGACUCGGUCCCGUGGAGUGGUUCCUCAUAAAGUGUUUCUUCGAAUGAAUCCUUCCGCAAGAAUCGUCAAGGGCAAGAAUGUGCACUUUUUCGAAUCGUUGAGCGGAAAGGAUUACGUUGAGGUGUGGCCUUACAAUGAGCACUCGGUUCAGGAAGUCGAUUUCUUCAUUGACAACUUUACCACCUUUUCACAUUACGCCUGGACGAUAAAAGGAGAAGUCAGUAAACCGGAUGAAGACAACCGUCCAUCCUUUGUUUCCGAAGCAAAGUUUAUUCCCAUGAAAAAUCCAGUAAACCGAGGGACAGGGUGUUGUGCGGACCUCACACUUGCCGAUGGACGCCAGGUAAAGGUUGGAGUCGCGCACUCUGUUCUUAAGGAAGGGAUUUACCUUCAUCGAUUCUAUGCCUUUGUUCCAAAGUACCCUUUCAAAAUUGUCAAGUUGUCUGGUCUAUUCUGCUUGGGCCACAUGCUGGAAACUGACGGAGACGUUCAAAAUCAUUGGCUCUCCAAGAAAGAAGGGUCGUUCGACAAACGGCACACUGAAAUGGGGGGACCUACCUACGAUUGUCCUGAUAUUACCUUUGCGUCGGGGAUUACCAACUUGAUUGGCCAUGGAAACGACUAUAUCAUCAUCUCGUAUGGUGUGGACGACUGCUAUUCCAGAUCCAUCAUCGUCCACAAGAAGAAGAUUGAGCUGCUGAUGUUCCAAUCGAAACCAAAUGCUACCGACGUUCUAUAUCAAUAG
Cylindrotheca closterium is the source of this 2028-nucleotide messenger RNA. The record is from the annotation of a GenBank genome assembly. Lineage: Eukaryota; Bacillariophyta; Bacillariophyceae; Bacillariales; Bacillariaceae.